Molecule: messenger RNA, 3268 nt
Organism: Drosophila elegans
Lineage: Eukaryota; Metazoa; Arthropoda; Insecta; Diptera; Drosophilidae
Product: centrosomal protein of 104 kDa
Exons: 8
Coding region: 119-2962 (947 amino acids)
Cellular component (GO): cilium
Source: RefSeq, a predicted model, not a curated record
UUUGUAUAGGAAUUUCCUGUAACUUUGUGACAGUUUAGUUCGCUAAAUCAAAUUGUGGUCUUUAUGUGCGUGUUGGCCAGUGAGUUAGGCAUAGUUGUGCGCUUUUGACGUCGUCAACAUGGCCAAGAAAAUACCUUUCAACGUGGUGUUCGCCUCAGAUGAGGACGUCAACUUUCCGGCCAGCGAGCUUAACAAUCACGGACCCACUGUUCACGGAUGGCGGAGUGCUCCGGACUGCGGGCUCGACUCGCAUGACAUUAUACUCCGUUUUCAGCAGCCGGCAAAGAUCUACCGGAUACAGCUUCUGGCCCACCAGUAUCUUAUACCUGAGAAAGUGGAGCUCUGGCUGCACUACUCGCCCAAAUCCCUGCCCAGCACUCCAUCCUCGCAGUACUUUGACUUCCUGGGCUUCGUUGCCUUGGCGGACAAUGCGAACACCAACUACAAGUCGCGGGAGCUGCAGAGCGUCACCGUGUGUCCCCGGCGGGGCACCCACCUCAAGUUGCGUCUGAUUGGCGUGCAGGGCAACGACUACAAUGGCACGGGUCAGAUCUCGCUGCUGGCUGUGAAUGUCCUUGGCGAGGAUCUGGAAGUGGGGCCAACCAAUGGCAAUGGAGAGGAACACUUGAGCAACGAGGCACCACCGCUGGACACGGCUACCGGGGAACUGGCCCUGGCCUCCAUUUGCGACGACCUGCUCUUCUCCAUGUACGUGGAGGAGUCAAUUGUGCAGUCCAUCCGGGAGUUGGAGCAGCGCAAGGUAUUGGCCGUCAAUGCCGAACGGUUUGAGUAUGCCCGCAAACUAAAGCUCUGCAUGACCGCUCUGAGGAGCGCCGGCGAGCGUUUGGGACGCUAUGCGCUGGCCAAACGGCAGGCUGUCCAGCAGGAGGACUUCACCACGGCGAGGCUGCGCAAGGAGCAGAUCGAGAUGUACAGGGCAGCCGUGCUGCGCCAAUUGCAGGUGCAGCAGCUGCUGGAACCGCAGGGCGUGGCACUCGGCACCAAUGACCAGAGCUGUGAGAUCUAUGCCGGCGGUAAGCCCAGUCUGCCGGCCGCUCCGAGUCUCCAGGAUGUGGCCCAGGCCCUGGCAGAAGCCACCUACAGUCCCAAGAGCCUGACGAGUCUCAGUUUGGACGACAAGUCCUCCACGGAUGGCUCGCAGGGACAGCCUGGUAAUGAUAGUGUGGUGGCCACUCCUGCUCCCGCUCCUGCGCCCACCUCCCUGCAGGCCACGCCCACUCCCUCGCUGGGCGGCUGGCGCAAGUCACACGAUGAGCUGCCCCAGUCGCCGCGGCUGCCCUCGCGGCACAGUUCACCCAUGUCCAGUCGCCAGGGAUCGCUGCGCAGGCGUAACAAGAGCGUUCCGCGGAACUCCUACGAGGAUUACGAGGAGCGGGCCAUUCCCACGCUGCGACAUUCAAAUACUAAUGAAUUUUUAAGGGAGUGCCAAGGCAACGCGCUUUUGGAAGCGGAUCCUAACCGGGGACGUUCGCGUUUGAACGACCGCGAACGCCGCCAGGCAGCCCUACCCAUCCUGGUCUUCGGCAGUGAGUUGGUGGAGCAGUUCUAUUCACGUCAAUUUCAGGAUCGAGAGGAUGGCUUGCUGCGCCUGCGCACCUUUCUCAAGGAUCACGACCUGGAGGACGUUUCGGGCAACGAGCAUGCCGCAAGUCCCAACAAAGUGGCCCGCAGUGCAGCCCUGCUCCUCCAUCGCGCCGUGAGGGACGCCGUUUACUCCGUAUUCGGCCAGGCCACGGAAACGGUGCGCAUGCUGUUCCUGGAGUACGUGCCCGGUCGAGUUUCGCCCAACGAGGUGGCUCGCUGUGUGGACCGCCUGCUGCCCGAACUGCUGGCCAAGUCCGGUGAUCCAUCGGCUCGACUGCACACCCUGGCCCAGCACACGAUCCUAAGUAUCGCCGCGUGUCCGGAGGUAGCGGAGCAGCACCUGGUUGCCCCGGCACUGUCGCGAAGCGUUGGAUCUGGAACCCACCAGCGACUGGCCAUGAGCCGGCUGCAGAUGUUGGAGCAACUGGUGCACACACAGGGCAUCAGCACGGACAAGCACAGUGGGCUCACCUGCAGGGCACUGUCCGAGUGCGGCUGCUCCGGCAUCCAUCAUCCGGCGGAGCCUGUGCGAAAGGUGGCCGAACGCAUCCUGCUGCUCGUCUACAAGGUUAAUCCCCGCCUGGUGCGCAAACAACUGCCUCCGGAUGACGACAUCACGCGCCGCAAUCUCCUCUACCGCCAACUCUUCACCGAGUUUGACAAAUUGGACUUGGAUCGCAAGCAGGAGCUGUUGGAGGCCAACAAAUACGGCGGCGGUCAUAGCUCGGGGGAUGCGGCCACUCCGCCAGCGGAUAAGGCUUCAACCAGCUCGGAUGCUUCUCGGCUGAUGACCAGCCGGAGUGGACAUGGUCUCGGCCCAGUGGCCAGUUCCAACAACGGAUACGCGAGUUGCAAUGGAAAACAGCAGUACAACGAGCAGCUGAAGCGCUCCAUGCUAUCCGUAUCCAACUCGUGCAAGGGAUCCGCUUCCAACUCGGAGUCCACUGAAGAUAAUUCACCUAAGAUACGUUGCCCCUUCUGCGACUGGUCGUGUGUUGGCAGUGACGCUAGCCAGUUGGACCGACACUACUGGAAGGCCUGUCCGUUCCUCACCAAGUGCCCACAAUGCAGUCAAGUGCUGGAGGUAGCCGCCCUCAACUACCACCUGACUACGGAAUGUGAUGCCAAGGAGAGCUAUGUGGUCUGUGCCCGCUGCACUGAAUCCGUGCACAAGCAGCUCUACGAGUUGCAUCAGAUGGAGGACUAUUGUCGGGAACUGAAAACGGGAGCUGCCCGAUGUCCUUUGUGUCAUGACGAUGUGCAUCUGCCCCAGGAUGGCGGCUGGAAAUUACACCUUCUCAGUGCCGGCGGUUGUCCCGGGAAUAUACGCAAAAAGAAUCUCAAAAAGUCAAAUUAGGAACCGUAAAAUUAACCGAUCUAUUGGCAUGCGUAGCGAAUUUAUUAGGGCAACUAUACCAGUCAGGAAGCGUACUGAAAAGAGCUAACUAAUUGCAUCUGCAGUAGCAAUAGCCGUUGAGUUUAUUAAUUAAAUUUUGUUUCACACUCCCCACAUUUAAUUAAGACACAUUUUGUUAAGCAAAUUAGUUAGACUUAUUUAUACAUAUAUAUGUGCAUUCUUUUGUAUUUUUUGUAAACAAUGUGAUUUGUUAACUGUAACGCGAAUUUUUCGAAACGUCCUUACAAUAAAUAAAGCCCAUCCAUA